Messenger RNA from Prunus avium (sweet cherry), 1602 nucleotides. RefSeq lists its product as uncharacterized. NCBI's taxonomy places the organism in Eukaryota, Viridiplantae, Streptophyta, Magnoliopsida, Rosales, Rosaceae. The record is from RefSeq and is a predicted model, not a curated record.
AAAGCUUGCUUUUCACAACGAAGUCCUUCUUCUCUUCUCUCCCACGAAAAAGCUCUCCCACUCAGACUAAGACACAGACACACUUUUCCUAUUUUCACUUCACUCUCAGACAAUCAAUCUCCCAAACACGCCACAUUCAAUCUGCAUAGAGCAAAUCGAUUUGAUUUCAACUCGUCGAUCUUCGAACCAAAAUGGUUGACGUCGACCGGAGGAUGACCGGUCUGAACCCGGCUCACAUAGCCGGCCUCCGCCGCCUCUCCGCCCGAGCCGCCGCGGGACCACCAACCCCCUCCUCAACCGCCACCGCAACAACCCUUCCAGUACGAAACGGCCUUCUCUCGUUCUCUUCUUUGGCCGAGAACGUGACAUCCCACCUCAAAAGCUCCGGUAUCCAGGUCCAGCCGGGUCUAUCCGAAUCCGAGUUCGCCCGAGCAGAAGCGGAGUUCCCCAAAGCCAUUCUCUCGGCUGGGUUGCCGGUGGGCCCGGGCUUCCCCGACUGGCGCGCCGCCGGUGCUCGUCUCCAUCUCAAAGCUUCGCUCGACCUUCCGAUCGCGGCGAUUUCGUUCCAAAUCGCCCGGAACACCCUCUGGUCCAAGUCGUGGGGCCCGAGGCCGUCCGACCCGGAAAAGGCUUUGCGGGUCGCGCGAACCGCUUUGAAGAGGGCUCCGCUUCUGAUACCCAUCUUCAACCAUUGCUACAUUCCUUGUAACCCUUGUUUGGCUGGGAACCCCAUCUUUUUCGUGGAUGAGAACCGGAUCUUUUGUUGCGGGUUGGAUCUAUCCGAUUUCUUCGAGCGCGAGUCUUUGUUUCGAAAAUCGGACUCCGACCCGUAUAUUCUCAAGAAGCAAAGGUCAGUGAGCGAAAAAUCGGCCGGGUCGUCGACUAAUUUCUCGCGAAGGAGCCUGGAUACGGGUUUCGGGUCCGGAGCUAAAACACCGAGAUGGGUCGAGUUCUGGAGCGACGCCGCCGUGGAUCGUCGCCGGAGGAACUCCAACUCGUCUUCAUCGUCUUCCUCGUCGCCGGAGCGGUUCUUCGAUAUGCCAUCGAGGUCCGAAAUCCCGAAAUGGGUGGACGAGUACAUUGAUCAAAUCGGGUCCGCGUUGCGACGCGGCGGAUGGAGCGACUCCGAUAUAUCGGACAUGGUCUCGGUAUCGGCCUCUGGGUUUUUCGAGGGAGAGAUGGUGAUGCUGGACAACCAAGCGGUACUCGACGCUCUGCUCCUCAAAGCGGAUCGGUUCUCGGACUCGCUCCGAAAAGCCGGUUGGAGCUCCGAGGAAGUGUCGGAUGCUUUGGGGUUUAAUUUUCGACCCGAGAAGGAGAAGAAACCGGCUAAGAAGCUGUCUCCGGAGCUCGUGGAAAGAAUAGGGAAACUGGCUGAAUCCGUUUCCCGGUAACUUUUGUCUAUUUUUUUAAUUCUUUUUUUUAAUUUUUCUGGGAAAAUUGAGAGCCUCUGGGCCUCGGGUUUCGGGUUUCGGGUUUCCCCAUCGGGUUAAAGAAAAUGGAAUGCAUUGGGGGGACGCGUUGUACUAUGAAACAAAGCGUAUAAGGAAAAACAAGAUGAAAGAGUUCAAAUUACAAGGAAAUAAUAUAAGAUUAUAUAAA